This is a messenger RNA of Effrenium voratum, 1911 nucleotides long. NCBI's taxonomy places the organism in Eukaryota, Dinophyceae, Suessiales, Symbiodiniaceae. The record is from the annotation of a GenBank genome assembly.
AUGAGCAGACUUCAAGGCAACGCGCGGGGCGUGAUCUUUGCCGGGCGCCUGAACAAGGCAGACAGCAAGACGGAGAAGCCCGUCGACCGGCUCGUGGGCUCUCUGAAGAGCUUCGUGCCGGAGGAUAUCCUGGGCAACUUUCAGGAUUGGAUCGAGUUUCCGGAGGGCUAUGAGGAGGACGGCGUGUCCACCAAGUGGCCAGAGGACUCGCCGCCGGCCUCGCCCUCACAGGCGGGGCUCUCCACGCCGGGGACCAAGCUGCCGCCCCUGAGCCCGACCAGCCCAGGCGUGCAGACGGCGCGGCGCCGAAAAGCAGAGCGCCCCGGCGAUCGGCUCACGCUGGCCCGCGCCGCCUGUGCCCGGCAUGAACAGCUCCGAGAGCUUGUGCCCUACCUGCCGCCGGAUCCGCCAAGACUCAGCAGGUCGGCGCGGCGGAAGCUCGCGGAGCGCCGGGAGCUGGAGGCGAAGAUGGCCCAGGAGCAGGCGGACCGGCAGCAGGCAGAGGCGCGCCAGGGCUUCGCAAAGGCGCGGUUCCGCGCCCUGGGCUUCGCAGUUCUGCGCAAGCUCCGCCUCCAGGACGAAGACUUUUUCGAGCGGUUGCGGAACAGCGCAGUGCAGCCGAUGUCGAAACCCAUCAAGAAGAAGGUGAAGCUGCAGAGCUCCAAAGAUGACGAGGAUUUUGACCCAUUCUACCACCACCUGAGGCACGUGAGGCGCAAGGAGGAGACCUCCCCGCGGCGCGCGGCGAAGCGCGAGGAGCUCACCCAACGAGGGAACUUCACCUCGGCGUUUCUGGCGGACCUGGCGGUGAAGCCGCGGGUGGACUCCCAGCCGCUCCUGGCCUUCAUGGAGCAGGGCGACUUCAUGUCUGCCGUGGAGCAGAAGAAUGACACGGGCUCGGAGCAGGUGCUGCUUGCAAGGCGCUUGAAAGCCCUGCGGGGCUCGGAGCCCCGGGGCGUGCCGGAGCCGGCGCCGGAGGAGCCGGGGGGGUCCUUCUCCCGAAACGCCAAGCGCAAGUUCCACGCAGGCGGGCACGCGCCGGCUAAGUCCACCGGCACCAGCAAGGGCAGCCAAAUGCAGCGGAUGUUGGAGCUUUUGGACCCAGGACGCCGCGCCGGGCAUGUGAACGCGGACGCGCUGGUGCCCUUGAUGUUCUGGCUGGGGCUCACCAAGAGCCGCGCGGCGGCCCUGGAAACCCUGAGGAUGGGCUUCGGAUCUUUGCAGAUCGACGACGGGGCGCUGAUGGUGAUGGGCGAGCACGUGGAGGUGCAGAUGCGGCUGGUGGAGGGGCUGCGUCAGCUAGUGCGCCGAGAUUCACUGGAGCUUCUGUGCGAGUACCUCACAGGCGGCAGCUUCCAGCGGCUCCGGACCUGGUUCAACUCCAUGCGUGCGGACCAGUUCGGCUGUGUGGACAUCACCCAGGUGCAGAGCCUCUUCGCGCGCAUGGAGGUCACCACGGACCGGCAGACCCUCUUCCGCCUGCUGAGCUACAUGACAGAGAAUCCGCACCCCUCGGCGGCGGGGGAUGCCCGAGAGGCGGCCGCCAUCGAGAACAAGAAGUUCAGCCUCAACGGGUUCGGGUCGCUGCUCUGCCGCUGUGCAACCUCCUGGUGCCUGCACCGUAUGAUGGCGAUGCUCUCCACUGGGGAGGAUGACACCAUCCACGACGUGGCAAAUAGGUGGAUCCAGCUGCAGCGGAAGAUCAUGAUCUCGCUGAUGGUGAACCAGCGCUUCUGGGGCCGCGAGAGCCGGCAGGUGCUCAGCAGCCUGCAGGCCCCACAGAUCCACGCGCCCGACCUGGAGGAGCUACGGAAGCUGUCUCCCGAGCAGUGGAACGUGCUCUUCCAGCGGGUGCGCGCGCAAGGCUUGGCCUCAGUGUUACUGGACCACCCCGAAGAGCCGAACGGGUGA